CCCUCAGCUGCAGUUUAUGAUUAAUUCAUUAUUUUCUCUCUCUCUCCCCGUUACAUAAAAAAUAUUACAAAACAAAGUAGGCUGCAUGCUGCCCUCGCAUGGAAAACGAUCCGAGGUCCGCGGAAUGCAGCAGACGCAGGGAGAAGCUCCGCCGAAGCGCAUUGAGCACACAUUGAACCGAGACGGUUGAAGUUUUAGUGUGCGCGGAGUAACGUUACUCCCCGCGGGCCAGCGUGGACUGAUGAUGGCCCUAACGGUCCACCUGAGGACGGUCACCCACCUCCGGGGGAAAGGAGACAGGAUGGCCAAAGUUACAUUCAGAGGUCUAUCCUUCUACAGCCGUGUUGCAGAGAACUGCGAGGAGGUUGCACACUUUAAUGAGACCUUUCGAUGGCCCAUUGCCAGCAGGCUGGAUGGAAAUGAAAUACUGGAGAUCCAAGUGUACAACUACAGCAAACUCUUUUCCAACAGACUGGUGGGGACAUUCUGCAUGGUUCUUCAGAAGGUGGCUGAGGAAGGACACCUGGAGCUGACCGACACGCUAAUUGAUGACAAUAACACAUCAAUAAAGACCAGCAUCAUUCUCGAGAUCAAAUACCAGCCCAUGGUCGGUAUGGUGGGCGUGUGGAGUGACGGCGAGUUCCUGGAUGUCCCUGAUGACCGUGAGGGGAUGUUUGCCUUUGAGACAGACAGCCUACUGUCAAGACAAAGUCAUGGGUCGGGAAUAUCCCGGCAAACCUUACAGGGAUCCAUACCAACCUUUAGAAAAGCAGGGAAGGGGGUGUUUUCAGCCAUGAAGCUUGGCAAGAUCAAGAGCGCUAAAGACGACCACAAGAAAGGGGAUGAACCAGCGAUCCUGGACACGGAAGACCUGGACAGGAAAGCAAUGCGUCUUGCUGGAACUCUGGACCCAGACGCCAUCUCUCUGGCAUCUGUCACCGCCAUCACAACAAAUGUCUCCAAUAAGAGAUCAAAGCCGGAUAUCAAGAUGGAGCCAAGCUCUGGGCGACCGGUGGACUAUCAGAUCAGCAUCACUGUGAUUGAGGCCCGACAGCUGAUAGGUCUCAACAUGGACCCUGUGGUGUGUGUGGAGAUUGGGGAAGACAAGAAGUACACAUCAAUGAAGGAGUCCACCAGCUGUCCAUAUUACAAUGAGUAUUUUGUCUUUGACUUCCACGUCCCUCCUGAUGUCAUGUUCGACAAGAUCAUCAAGCUCUCAGUUAUUCACUCUAAAAACCUGCUGAGGAGUGGGACGUUGGUGGGGACCUUUAAAAUGGAUGUGGGCACUGUUUACUCUCAACUUGAACAUCAGUUCUACCACAAGUGGGCUAUUCUGUCUGAUCCCGAUGACAUCACUGCAGGAUGUAAAGGGUAUAUUAAGUGUGACAUUGCUGUGGUGGGUAAGGGCGACAACAUCAAGACCCCACACAAGGCCAACGAGACUGAUGAAGAUGACAUAGAAGGGAAUCUUCUGCUCCCUGAGGGUAUCCCAGCAGAAAGGCAGUGGGCGAGGUUUUACGUGAAGGUGUAUCGUGCUGAGGGCCUCCCAAAAAUGAACACCACCAUCAUGGCUAAUGUGAAGAAAGCCUUCAUAGGAGAAAACAGGGACCUGGUGGAUCCCUAUGUUCAAGUGCAGUUUGCAGGACAGAAAGGUAAAACCUCAGUCCAGAAGAGCAGUUAUGAACCAAUAUGGAACGAGCAAGUCGUCUUCACAGAACUGUUCCCUCCGCUCUGCAAGCGCAUAAAAAUCCAGAUAAGAGACUCCGAUAAGGUCAACGACGUUGCCAUAGGAACACAUUUUAUUGAUCUACGCAAGAUAUCAAAUGAUGGAGACAAAGGGUUUCUGCCCACCCUGGGUCCAGCCUGGGUCAACAUGUAUGGUUCCACUCGCCAGUACACGCUGAUGGACGAGCAUCAGGACCUUAACGAGGGGCUCGGAGAAGGUGUGUCUUUUAGAGCCCGCCUCUUGCUUUCGGUUGCUGUGGAGAUUCUGGACACCACUUCCCCAGAGAUCAUUAGCUCCACCGAGGUGCAGGUGGAGUCUGUCUCCAACAUCUCAGAGAGUGCCACGGGGAAAAUAGAUGAGUUUUUCCUCUUUGGUUCCUUCCUGGAGGCCACCAUGAUUGACAGGAAGAUUGGCGAUAAAGCAAUCAGCUUUGAAAUUACAAUAGGUAAUUACGGCAACCAGAUUGAUGGCAUCAGCAAGCCUUCCUUGGCAAAGAAGACGAAGAGAGAGGGCGAAAAUGAAGAGGAGGAGAGCGAGCUCAUCCAGAAUUCGAGUGAGGAAGAAGCAGACGAAGACGUGGAUUUGGUCUCGGUCUCCUGCACUCCUUUCAUGAAGCCCGUCAUCACUGACAGGAACUAUUUUCACCUCCCCUACUUUGAGAAGAAGCCUUGUGUCUACAUCAAGAGUUGGUGGCAGGACCAGAGAAGACGACUGUACAACUCCAACAUGAUGGACAAGAUCGCAGACAAACUGGAAGAAGGUCUGAAUGAUGUUCAGGAGAUCAUUAAGACAGAGAAAGCGUUUCCCGAGCGCAGACUCCGGGGAGUCCUGGAGGAGCUCAGUGUUGGCUGCAGUCGGUUUGUGACUCUGGCUAACAAGGACGUGAACCAGGCAGGCAGAACCAAACUGGACAGAGAACGGCUGAAAUGCUGCAUGAGAGAGUUGGACAGCAUGGCACAGCAGGCCAAGCAGAUACGGACCCAGGUGAAGAAGAACACUGUCAGAGACAAGCUUAAGCUGGUGCAGAACUUUCUGCAUAAACUCAGAUUCCUUGCUGAUGAGCCACAGCACAGCAUCCCGGAUGUCUUCGUUUGGAUGAUGACCAACAACAAGCGCAUUGCCUACGCCAGGAUUCCUUCAAAGGACAUCUUGUUCUCCAUUGUCGACGAGGAAACUGGCAAAGACUGCAGCAAAGUGAAAGCCGUUUUCCUCAAGCUCCCAGGUAAGAAGGGCUUUGGUCCUGCAGGCUGGACGGUGCAGGCUAAGUUGGAGCUGUAUCUGUGGCUGGGCCUUAACAAGCAACGGAAGGACUUCCUCACCGGUCUCCCGAAUGGAUUUGAAGAGAUCAAAGCGACUAAAAUAGGCCCCGGACUUCACUCUGUGCCCCCAGUCAGCCUCGUCUACAACAUGAAACAGGUCUUCCAGCUGAGGGUGCACAUGUACCAGGCCCGCAGUCUCUUCGCGGCUGACAGCAGUGGGCUGUCCGACCCGUUUGCAAGGGUUUUCUUCUCCACCCACAGUCAGGUGACUGAGGUCCUGAGUGAGACUCUGUGCCCUACGUGGGAUCAGCUGCUGGUCUUUGACAAUGUGGAGCUGUUUGGGGAGGCCUGUGAGCUGAGAGACGACCCUCCAAUCAUCGUGGUUGAAAUCUACGACCAGGACACUGUGGGCAAAGCCGAGUUCAUAGGUCGGACGUUUGCCAAGCCCACCAUCAAGAUGUGUGAAGAACCCUACGGCCCACCGAGGUUUCCGCCGCAGCUGGAGUACUACCAGAUUUACAGAGGGAACUGCACCGCCGGGGAACUGCUGGCUGCCUUUGAGCUGCUGCAGAUUGGUCAAGGUGGGACGGCUGACCUACCUGCUAUCGAAGGGCCAACCGACUGUGAGCAUGGACCCAUCAUUCCUGUGCCCUUAGGAAUCCGCCCGGUGCUGAGUCGCUACCGCAUUGAGGUUUUGUUUUGGGGCUUAAGGGACCUGAAGAGGAUUAACCUGGCGCAGGUGGAUCGGCCUCGUGUGGACAUAGAAUGUGCCGGGAAAGGUGUGCAAUCUGCCCUUAUCCAGAACUAUAAGAAGAACCCCAACUUUAGCACCCUGGUCAAGUGGUUUGAGGUGGACCUGCCAGAAAAUGAGCUGCUUCACCCUCCUCUUAACAUUCGGGUGGUGGACUGCCGGGCAUUUGGCCGCUACAUCCUGGUGGGUUCCCACGCAGUCACCAGCCUGAGGCGCUUCAUCUACACCUCUCCAGACAAGACCUCCAACCACUGGACCACAGCAGCUAAGCUAAUGAAUGGCUACAUGGUCCUUACCAAUGGGGGCUCCCAGUCUUGCUCCUCACCCAGCCUUUCCUCCCGCACCCUCUCUUGCUCCGCAGGUGAAAUCAUCGUCAACAUGGACGCAGAGCCUUCGGUCCGAAAACUGGACACGAUUGUCAAAUUAGACGCUACGUCUGACGCCGUUGUAAAAGUUGACGUGAACGAGGAGGAGAAUGACAAAGAGAAGAAAAAGAAGAAGAAGAAAAAGAAGGGAGGUAUGGAAGAAGAAGACGAGACGGACGAGAGCGUGCUGGACUGGUGGUCCAAGUAUUUUGCUUCAAUAGAAACGCUGAAGGAGACUCUCCGAGCCCAGGAGGCAGCUCAGGCCAAGGCGGAGGAGAGGGAGGACUUGGAGAUUGCAGCAGAGUCAGGAGAUUUCAAACCUGAUGAAAUUUUCACAAAAGGCUCCAAGAUGAAGGAAAAGAUCAAAGAAAAGAAGAACACCAAGGACAAGAAGAAGGGUCACCCUGGAGACGACGCUGACAAACGACACGUUAAAUCAAAAGUGGAUGAGUUGAUGGUGUACAACAAAGAGCUGGAGAGUGAAUACGGCAACUUUGAAGACUGGCUUCAUACUUUUAACCUAUACAGAGGGAAGGCGGGAGAUGAUGAAGAACACGCGCUGGAUGACGACAGAAUUGUGGGCAGAUUCAAGGGUUCUUUAUGUAUGUACAAGCUGCCUCUGUCUGAAGAACUCACGAGAGACGCUGGAUUUGAUCCUAAUAUGGGAAUGUUUCAGAGCAUCCCACAUAAUGAUCCAAUCAACAUCCUGGUUCGAGUCUACGUGGUCAGGGCUACAGACCUCCAUCCUGCUGAUAUCAACGGGAAAGCUGAUCCGUACAUUGUCAUCAAACUGGGCAAGUCAGAAGUCAAAGAUAAAGAGAACUACAUCUCUAAACAGCUUAAUCCUGUGUUUGGAAAAUCAUUUGACAUCGAGGCCACGUUCCCAAUGGAGUCCAUGCUGACGGUGUCCGUGUACGACUGGGACCUGGUGGGAACUGACGAUCUCAUCGGAGAGACCAAGAUUGACCUGGAGAAUCGAUUCUACAGCAAAUACAGAGCCACGUGCGGCAUUUCCUCCAACUACUCUGUUCAUGGAUACAACAUUUGGCGCGACCCUCUGAAGCCCAGUCAGAUCCUGAUGAAGCUUUGUAAGGAUGGAAAGAUCGAUGCUCCUCAAUAUGGACCUGGGGGCAAAGUCAAAGUGGCAAACCGAAUCUUUCUAGGACCUACGGAGAUUGAAGAUGAAAAUGGCUUGAAGAAGCAGACUGAGGAACAUUUGGCUUUGACUGUCUUGAACCACUGGGAGGAGAUCCCCAGAGUGGGCUGCAGACUCGUCCCUGAACACGUGGAGACCCGAGCCCUCCUGAACCCCAGUAAACCCGGUAUUGAACAGGGUCGUAUUGAGAUGUGGGUAGAUAUGUUUCCUAUGGACAUGCCUGCUCCCGGACCUGCCAUCGACAUAUCACCACGGAAACCAAAGAGAUAUGAGCUCAGGGUGAUUAUUUGGAAUACAGACGAAGUAAUACUGGAGGACGAUGAUUACUUCACUGGGGAAAAGUCCAGUGACAUAUUUGUCAGGGGGUGGCUCAAAGGACAGCAGGAGGACAGGCAGGACACGGAUGUCCACUACCACUCCCUGACUGGUGAAGGCAACUUUAACUGGCGCUACGUUUUCCCAUUCGAUUACCUCAUGGCCGAGGAGAAGAUCGUCAUCUCCAAGAAGGAGUCCAUGUUCUCCUGGGACGAGACCGAGUACAAGAUUCCUCUUCGCCUCACGCUACAAGUCUGGGAUGCAGACCACUUCUCUGCAGACGAUUUCCUGGGUGCGAUCGAGCUGGACCUAAACCGUUUCCCUCGAGGUGCCAAGACAGCCAAGCAAUGUUCGCUUGACAUGGUCCGAAAUGAGCAGGAGCUGCCCACCAUUUCUAUCUUCAAACAAAAGAGGGUGAAGGGCUGGUGGCCGUUUGUAGCCCGCGAUGAGAACGAUGAGAUGGAGCUAACGGGUAAAGUGGAAGCUGAACUUCACCUGGUCACAGCAGAAGAGGCCGAGAAAAGUCCUGUAGGACUGGGACGAAAUGAACCCGAUCCACUAGAGAAACCAAAUCGCCCCGACACAACCUUCCUGUGGUUCCUGAGCCCGCUGAAAGCCAUCCGCUACCUGAUUUGCAACCGUUACAAGUGGCUGAUCAUCAAGAUCGUGUUGGCCCUGCUGUUGCUGAUCAUGCUGGGACUCUUCCUCUACAGCAUGCCAGGAUACCUUGUCAAGAAACUGCUGGGAGCCUAAAGGACUGCUGGGAAAACAGUGGGGGAAAGGGGGGAGCAUUGAGGAGCUAGAGGGCCUAGAAUUGAGGAGCUCGGCCUGUCCCUUUGUCCCACAGCACAGAAGUAAAAAAAAAAACAAACCAGCAGGUUGGUUUGAAUUUAU
Molecule: messenger RNA, 6466 nt
Organism: Thalassophryne amazonica
Lineage: Eukaryota; Metazoa; Chordata; Actinopteri; Batrachoidiformes; Batrachoididae
Gene: otofa
Product: otoferlin a
Exons: 46
Coding region: 242-6325 (2027 amino acids)
Biological process (GO): synaptic vesicle priming; plasma membrane organization
Cellular component (GO): presynaptic active zone membrane; synaptic vesicle membrane
Molecular function (GO): calcium ion binding; AP-2 adaptor complex binding
Source: RefSeq, a predicted model, not a curated record